Messenger RNA from Chaetomium fimeti, 1389 nucleotides. RefSeq lists its product as uncharacterized. The coding region runs from base 251 to 1189 and encodes 312 amino acids. Lineage: Eukaryota; Fungi; Ascomycota; Sordariomycetes; Sordariales; Chaetomiaceae. The transcript has 2 exons. The record is from RefSeq and is a predicted model, not a curated record.
ACCAGCGCACCCCGGCUUCCAUAUCAGGGUGCUCAGUCCCUCCACGCGUGGUCCUGGAUGUAUGUACAAGCGGGCCGCAAUUGCACUCCUUGGCGUCCGGCUUGUUCCCCCGCGGGACGACGUACCGGCGAGGUAGCCUCCGGGGACCAUGUCUCGGGGGGUAUCAACCGGGGACUGCGUGACUGCUCAGGGCAGUGUCAAAGCCUGACACGGGUUGUCGCUACUGGCGACGGCCUCGCCGACCUCAAACAUGAUCCAUGCCUCACAUAUUGACUUGUAUCUCGUGCAAGACACUCGUGGACGGAGAAUCGACCGAGUGACCCUCGCGUUACAACCCGCCCCCGCUACCCCCAGGAUCAAAAUGUUUCACCUCAUCUGUGUGUCUACGGGCACGCCCCCCUCACAGCCGUUGCGCGCGUGGUUGCGGGUUCCAAAUCGGGGCAUGCCUCUGUCGAUCACCGGGCGUCGGGACGCCGGGUGUGGUACUCGGGACGGCGAGCUGCCGCGCCUCUGGAUGGGCAUCCGACCAAUGGGGUCUAUGGGGACCGGGUGUGUGCAAAAGGAAUGGGUGUUGUGUUUCUCGCCACGGGAUCUGUUUUGUGCCGGAUGGAAUAGGGGUCCUCGAGGUGUGUGUGGUUGUAUAUAUGUGUAUGUAAAUACACCAUGCCAUGGGCCCAGACCGGGGUCACACAAGAACACCACCCAGACAUGCACUCCAGGAUUCACUCCUCGAAACGGCAGUCCUGAGCCUGAGCACCAACCCUCAAGCGCCCGCCAGCGCCGAGCUGAGACGGUCACGCUAUCAUCAAAAGCUUCCCGGUCCGUUGGCCACCGAGACCCCAACAUCCGACAGCGCUUCUUCCCCAUCCCUAUCCCUAGACGAGCUAGACACCAUCGACCUUCUCUCGCCGACAGAAGCCCUCCCACCAACCAAUUCCCCCCGGAGAGAAAGCUGCGCGUCUCUCCCAACGCCACAAGUCGGACCGAGAGCCCACGCCCAGACACCACAACCACAGUUCGAACCCCUCGCCACACCGCGGUCCAGACGCCGGGGACUUUCCCCCUCGCCCACUCACCAGAGUCACCACCAAUGAAUGGCAACAACCGCAGCAGCGAAAACAUCAGCAACACCCCCGGAAAGCAUCCCCGAGCCCAAGAUUUAACCAUCACAUAUCAUCUCCAUAUGUAAACAGCCCGCACCGCCACUGUGGCACGCCACCAGCCAGGUGUGUGUGUGUGUGUGUGUGGGUGUGAAUAAAGUGAGACAUUGGGAUUUGAUACACCGCUUAACUGACUGUGCAGAGCAGGGUGAGUGAGGAGACAUGGGACUUGAACAACAACCGCGGCAAAAGCCACCGCACUCGCCACAGUCGUAUGUAUGUACCGGUA